ACAAUUACAUGGAGCUCUAAUAACCCUAACUCCUUUCCCUCUGUCUGAAAUUCCAAAACCCAAAUUACAUCAGUAGAGGUAUUUCGACAAUGUCGGCAAUACUCCGUACUCGUGCGCGCUUGUAUUCUAUCAUUUCGAGGAAUGAUCGUCGAUUUUCCUCGCCUGUCGCCAAUGAACAUCCGAGAGAACCAAUCAUCUCUUCGUCUAUCAUCAGCGAUCAGACACCGGAGCCUCCGUCGCCGGCUCCGCCGGCGCCGGAGGCAGGGAAGAAGUCGUGGACUGUUUUGAAGUACGGCCUCGUUGCUGCUCUUACUGGUGGUAUUGCCACUGCUGGCUACGCCACCUAUGCUUACUCAUUGGAUGAGAUUGAUCAGAAGACGAAAGCCCUCCGUGCAUCAGCAAAUUACACUACUGGGGAUGAUGCAUCUUCUUUAGAUGUGCGCCUCCUCAGCAUCCUUCUGCUUACUUUUUAUAUUUUUGUUAACUCAGGUCACACUCACAAACUUGAUGUGGUUUCAUGUUGUUCACAUCCUGAGCAAGUGGUACAUAAAUUUCAAGCUUAUCUGCAAGCUGCUGCAAUGACAGUCCCUGCUAAGUUGGUUGACAUUUAUCUUGAUCUAAGGAGGUUAGCUGAAGAACAAGUCAGAGGUUUUACUGAACCUACAUCGGAUAAGCUUCUUCCUGAUUUGCACCCUUUGGAGCAGCAUGUAUUUACCCUUGUUCUAGAUCUAAAUGAGACGUUGAUUUAUUCUGAUUGGAAGCGUGACCGAGGGUGGAGAACAUUCAAGAGACCUGGUGUAGAUGCUUUUCUGGAGCAUUUAGCUCAAUUUUAUGAAAUUGUAGUAUAUUCUGACCAACUAAGUAUGUAUGUUGAUCCUGUUGUUGAAAGAUUGGACACAAAGCACUGUAUCCGGUAUAGGCUUUCACGGGGAGCAACAAGAUAUAUUGAUGGCAAGCACUAUAGGGACCUCUCGAUGCUGAAUAGAGAUCCUGCAAAGGUUAUAUAUAUUAGUGGUCAUGCUCUAGAAAGUAGUCUUCAGCCUGAAAACUGUAUUGAGGUAAAACCAUGGAAAGGGGAAGCAGAUGACACUGCACUUUUAGAUCUUAUUCCAUUUCUUGAAUAUGUUGCUAGACAUAGACCAGCUGAUAUCCGAGCUGUUCUAGCUUCAUAUCAAGGAUGUGAUAUUGCUAAAGAGUUCAUUGAACGAUCCAAAGAGCAUCAAAGGCGGAUGCAAGAGCAAAAGAAGCAGGGUCGUUUAUGGAGACACUAGACAGAUACAAGAAAGCAGGUGGAUCCUAACGUGCAACUGAAAUGAUUCUGUUGUUUGACAUACUGAAUAUACUUUUCCUCAUCUCCCGCUAGCUCAGGUUUCUAGGACAAGUUGUAAUGGAGUAUCCAACUUGUGAUUCUUUUUCCUCAAAAUUGAGUGUUGAAGCUCUUGCUGGAAUACAAUUGGUGCUUCUCAGUUAAUUAGGAAUAUUCUCUAUGCCUCACGAAACCUGUCGUUCUUUUAUGCGUGGAACUUCAAAUGUGAACCCAAAACAAGAGGUGCCUUUUUACAUGUUACACUUUGGUGAGUACAGAGCUGUAGAGAAAGUAUUGGUGAUUUACAGUUUUGUAGAACGAUGGCGGCACUUUGAUCUGAAUUCUGAGACACUCUCGAGUUCCUUCUGUGCAAUGUCAUAGAGCAUUAGUUCAGAACUUUA
Sesamum indicum (sesame) is the source of this 1707-nucleotide messenger RNA. RefSeq names its product mitochondrial import inner membrane translocase subunit TIM50. The record is from RefSeq and is a predicted model, not a curated record. Lineage: Eukaryota; Viridiplantae; Streptophyta; Magnoliopsida; Lamiales; Pedaliaceae.